CAUGAAACACACCUAGAUAAUUACUUCAGCUUACUUUUGAUCAACACACCUUAUUUCCGAAAGGAAUCCAUUCAGGAAACUUUAUUCGGAAUAUAAUCAAUAUGGCUACAGCUGGAUGGUCAACAGUUACAAGCGAAAACACCAACUUUGCUCGAUUAUGUAAAUUACUCAUCGAUGGAGGAACUCAUGCCCUUAGAGUGAUUUUUGAUGCCAAACAUCCACCUCACGAUCUAARGAAACAUUUGAUGGACAGCAGGAUUCAUAAUAUCUUAAAGAAUUUGAAGGCUAGAAAACUUCUACGACCAGAGCAGUGGAACAGACUGUAUCCAAGUGUAGGAAUCGCAACAUCUGCAGGUUUUGACAUAACUCUUUUAAGUUUUCUGUUGCGCAAUAUCUGCAAUUUGCCAGCACCUGCCAAUGGAUGGGACAAGGAGCCUGCAGCAACAAGUGUUAACGUGGAAGACGAUGUAGUAAGGUUGAGAUUAUAUCGUAACGAACUGGGCCACAUCUCUGAACCAGCUCUAUCAGACGUUGAUUUCAACAAAUACUGGAACGACAUUGAAACUGUUUUGUUAAGACAUGGUGUAGACAAGGCAGACAUUGAUAGUCUUAAGACACAAUCCUUCGAACCAGAAGAUGAAGACUACUACAUCAAAUGCUUUAAAGAAUGGAUCACUGAUGAGGCUGAUAGAGUAAUCCAUGAAGUGAAGGAAUCAGUGAAGGAAUCAGAAAAGAGAGUGCUGGAUGAAUUUGACAGCGUAAAGGACAAGCUGGAACAACUAAAACCGGAGCCAUCAAAACCGGCUACACCUGAAGGUAUGACAAAACAUCGAAUAGAUUAUAGUAGAACCACAGCUAGUCAAUACAUAAUGUGUAAAUUACUCAUCGAUGGAGGAACUCAUGCCCUUAGAGUGAUUUUUGAUGCCAAACAUCCACCUCACGAUCUAAGGAAACAUUUGAUGGACAGCAGGAUUCAUAACAUCUUAAAGAAUUUGAGGGCUAAAAGACAUCUACGACCAGAGCAGUGGAACAGACUGUAUCCAAGCGUAGGAAUCGCAACAUCUGCAGGAUUUGACAUAACUCUUUUAAGUUURCUGCUGCGCAAUAUCUGCAACUUGCCAACACCUGCCAAUGGAUGGGACAAGGAGCCUGCAGCAACAAGUGUUAACGUGGAAGACGAUGUAGUAAGGUUGAGAUUAUAUCGUAACAAACUGGGCCACAUCUCUGAGCCAGCUCUAUCAGACGCUGAUUUCAACAAGUACUGGAACGACAUUGAAACUGUUUUGUUAAGACAUGGUGUAAACAAGACAGCCAUUGAUAGUCUUAAGACACAAUCCUUCGAACCAGAAGAUGAAGACUACUACAUCAAAUGCUUAAAAGAAUGGAUCACUGAUGAGGCUGAUAGAGUAAUUCAUGAAGUAAAGGAAUCAGUAACGGAAUCAGAAAAGAGAUUGCUGGAAAAAGUUGAUAACGUAGAGCAGAAGGUAGACCAACUAAGUCCAGAGCGACCUUCAAGUCGACCCGCAAAAUCUAAAGAUGUGCAACUUUACAGCGAAAAACUAAAGGAAGCAAUAAUAACCCAAACCAACGAUCUACAACCAAAAGGAAUGAUCCAUGCACCAAUGAAGACCGACGAUAUUUUCACCAAUGUGGUUGUUCACCACGGAAAGGAAAGAUGUCCAGAACAAAUUCAAAGCGGACAGCACCCUGUAGGUCGUACAACGCUGACCGAAAUCAAGCACUGCAGUGAAAUUUUUGUUCACAAAGAUGAAAACCUGACUUUCCUACAAACUUUACGAGCAAAAAUUCGAAAGCUCAGAAAAGAGAAUCCUAAGAGAAUAAUAGUUUCUGGGGAACCAGGAAUAGGAAAGACCUUGUUUUCGCAGAAACUUGUUAGAGAUUUGGCCAAGAAUUCCAUAUCAAUCCCUGACGCCAAGUACACUUACCUGAUUCCCUUCAGAUUAUUAAACUCACUUGACAAAGAACUCAGCCUCCAAGAGCUGCUUAAUCUCUCCCCUUUGCUCAACGAAGCCACAAUGAUAGACGACGCGCUAAUGGAAUAUUUCUCUCAGCAUUCAGAGAAAUUAUUGAUUGUCCUCGAUGGCUUUGACGAAUAUAAAAAUCGCGACAAAAUACCCACAGAUGAUGAAGGACCCAAUGAUAGUAAAGCCAAGAUGCCAGUAACAGCCCUUGUCAGCAAACUAAUCCAAAAAAAGAUCUUGAGUAAUGCAGUGAUCACGGUAACCUCAAGACCGGGCGAAGCCGACGAGCUGAACCAAAAAAUCCACUUUGAUCGCUAUGUGGAAAUUUCAGGAUUCUCAGAACAACAGGUUAUUGAAUUUGUUGAGAAAUAUUUUAGUGCAAAACCAGAAGAAGUAAAAACCAUGGCACUUAGCAAGGUUAAAGAAAGCGCGCACUACAUUUCAUUUGGUCGCGUUCCUUUCCGUUGUUUGUUGAUGUGUGUGUUCAUCGAGUGGAAAAUCAAAAAACACGAUAAUUCAUGUCCUCUCACACUUACAGAGUUUUAUUUUCAAGUAAUUCAAUGUAUAGAAAUGAAUUACAACAGAGCAAUACUUAGUUUGGAUGACAAAGUCGCUUCGUUGGCUGUUGACAAAACGCUCGAUAAUUUUUCAAAAUUAGCGGCACUUUUAGCCGAACAAAAGAGAUUUAGUUUUACCUUACAAGACUUAGAAAACCUAAAAUUAUCCAAAAAUGAAUUAUUGUACAUGAAAUCUAGUAAUCUUAUAUUUUGUUAUCCUGUUUCAAGUAAUAAUUUGCCAUUUCAAAAGCCAACCUGUGAAUAUAGCUUCACGCACUUGACCAUUCAAGAGUUUUUUGUUGCUCGGUAUUUGGUGAAGAAAGGUGUAAUGGCGGCACAAGAAAGCACUGAAAUGGUGUACACAUUCAUGAGCGGUUUGUUAGGUUUAAAUGAUAAUAAUGAAAUAAUGCUAGAACUACUAGAGUGUCUAGGUAAACAUAUUGAAAAUGAAUACAGACUAAGACUGGUUUCAUUGCGAUGCCUGCACGAGUUUGGUCAAGACAAACGCUUAACAAGACAAGAACUAAAUACAAACCGUGACUACAGAUACUGGUCUAGUCGUGGGGUGAUUGUAUUAUAUGAUGUAACCGACACGGACUGUGAUGCACUCGCUAUGUUAGUAGAAUCCACUGCUACAUCAAUAUCAUCACCACCAUACAGAUUGUACAUUGGUUCCUCACCGAUAACCAUUACUGGGAUAAAGAGAUUGAUGUCAUCUCUCGCUCACACAAACUGUUCAUUCACUGUACUGGGGCUGGAGUGGAGUGAUUUGAAUGAUGAACACGUAAAGUGUUUGUGUAAAGAUUUACAAAAGACAAAAAUAACCGAGCUAUACCUGUAUGGUAAUAAGAUAACUGAUGGUGGAGUGGAUGACAUCAUGAAACACUUACCAAGUAAUCUCACCGUGCUAGACCUGUCUGCUAAUUACAUAUCUGCUGNAGACUGGGUCCUACUAUUCAGUCCAAAUGCCAACUUCAAACGUGCAGUCACAGGGAGCCCAAUCAAUGACUUUGACUCUAUAAUAGUUAAAAAUAAAAUUUUACUUGGGUCAUGGGAAAUGGAGUCAAAGAUUUGCGUCCACCGCCCGCAUGGUCCGAGAGAUGCCGCAUAA
Molecule: messenger RNA, 3650 nt
Organism: Exaiptasia diaphana
Lineage: Eukaryota; Metazoa; Cnidaria; Anthozoa; Actiniaria; Aiptasiidae
Exons: 5
Coding region: 102-3650 (1182 amino acids)
Source: RefSeq, a predicted model, not a curated record